This is a messenger RNA of Ananas comosus (pineapple), 2845 nucleotides long. Its product is annotated as serine/threonine-protein kinase CTR1-like. The record is from RefSeq and is a predicted model, not a curated record. Gene Ontology annotation, biological process: protein phosphorylation. The coding region runs from base 178 to 2529 and encodes 783 amino acids. Lineage: Eukaryota; Viridiplantae; Streptophyta; Magnoliopsida; Poales; Bromeliaceae. Gene Ontology annotation, molecular function: ATP binding; protein kinase activity. The transcript has 15 exons.
UUUUUCAAUUCCCUCCACCACCGCACCCUCUGGUCUUCUUCCACCGCCUCCUUAGCGGAGCCCCGUCGCCGCCCCCGAACACUAUCCUUUGAAUCGCGUUUCGUCCUCCUUUUCGAUCGAAGCGCUAGGGUUUUUGGGGUCGUCGAAGGAUGCGGAGGGGUCCUCCGCCGCGCGACGAUGUCCCACCGCCGCCGCGAUCCCGCGAUCCCCGCGCCGCCCUCUGAUCUCUGCGCCGGCGAUUCCUAUCGUAGGAGAUCGGCCCCCGCCGAUGAGGAAUCGCGCCGACCCUUGCUCGACUCGGCGGCGGCGGCGGCGGCGGCAGAGGCGGUCCGUAGCGUGAUCGACGAGCUCGAUCGCGCCCCACGGCGGUUCUCCGGCGGCGGCGGUGGGGGGAGUAGUAGCUAUGGGGGGAGCUUGUUCACGAUCGAGGGGAGCGGAGCGUCGGGGACGACGGUGACGGCGUUGGGGAGCGGAUCGGGGAGAGAAGAGGAGGGGGAGGUGGAGAGGAGCUGGGCGCAGAGGGCGAGGGAGAGCUACUACCUGCAGCUGUCGCUGGCGAUGCGGCUCACGUCGCAGGCGUUCCUGGCGGAAUCGCCGCACUGCCUCCUUCAGGAGAGCGCGGAGGAGAUCUGCGGGGUGUCGUCGGAUUCCGACACGGUCUCGUACCGCCUCUGGGUCAGCGGAUGCUUGUCGUUCUCUGAUAAGAUAACACAUGGAUUCUACAACAUAUUGGGAAUAGAUCCAUAUCUAUGGGCAAUGUGCAAUGGAUCAGAAGAAGGCAGGCGGCUUCCCACAUUGACGGCGCUUAGGGAGGCCAAUCCAAGUGAAUCUUCUUUGGAGGUCGUCCUCAUCGACAAAAAUCAAGAUUAUGCCCUAAUCAAGCUCGAAAGAAGAGCCCAGGAGCUCUGUCAUGCAUUAGGGUUCACCUUAGAUCUUGUAAAAGAGCUUGCAAGACUUGUUUCGGAUUGCAUGGGGGGUGCAAUGAAAUCAGAGGAGGGGGAUUUGUAUAUGCUAUGGAAAUCAUCUAGCAAACAAUUGAGGAAGCGUCAGCAAUGCAUCGUUGUCCCUAUCGGCAGUUUAUAUGUGGGAUUUUGUAGGCACCGUGCCAUUCUUUUCAAGGAGCUAGCUGAUUUAAUAGGCCUCCCAUGUCGAAUUGCGCAAGGUUGCAAGUAUUGUUCUUCAGCACAUCGUUCUUCUUGUCUUGUCAAACUUGAGGAUGCUAAGAAUAUUUUACGGGAGUACGUAGUAGAUCUUAUUGGUGAACCAGGAAAUGUAAAUGAUCCUGAUUCAUCCAUUAAUGGCCGCUUGCUCUCCUUUGUACCAUCACCUUUCCAAGUUUCACAUUUGAUGGGUUGCAAAGACUAUUAUACCCCUAAUACAUGUUACAGUCAACAGUUAAUUAGAGAGCAUAAAGGUGUUCUUGAUGCAAAUUCUAAACAUUCAGGAAUCUCAGAUGCAGUCGCAAGGAACUCUAUUAUUCCUUUUCUUGGGAAUAAAAGCAUCCCGCAAGUAUCUAUCAUAGAAGGCAUUGUUUCAAAACAUAAUCAGUUCACAAGGAGUGGGAACAACCUAUCAGAAAUGGACGUAUCUAGACAAUUAAAACUGACGGAGAUAAGUAACAAGGGUGAGAAUAAUGGGAACUAUCCAAACGUCGCUAUUCCAAAAUACUUGAGUCUUGAACCAUCUCUUGCUAUGGAUUGGCUUGAGAUCUCAUGGGAUGAGUUGGAAAUGAAGGAGCGUGUUGGUGCUGGUUCGUUUGGCACUGUUUAUCAUGCUGAGUGGCAUGGAUCGGACGUUGCAGUGAAAGUCCUUACUGAACAAGAUUUUCGUGAAGAUCAGCUGAAAGAGUUCCUCAGAGAGGUUGCGAUAAUGAAACGGGUUCGGCAUCCAAAUGUUGUACUAUUCAUGGGUGCUGUCACCAAGCGGCCUCAUCUGUCAAUAGUGACAGAGUAUCUGCCACGAGGUAGCCUCUACCGUCUUAUCAACAAAGCAGCUGCAGCAGAAAUGUUGGAUCUGAGGCGUCGAUUACGUAUGGCCUUAGAUGUGGCCAAAGGCAUCAAUUAUCUUCAUUGUCUAAAUCCACCUAUUGUCCAUUGGGAUUUGAAGUCUCCAAACUUACUGGUAGAUAAGAACUGGUCUGUGAAGGUAGCUGACUUUGGCUUGUCCAGGUUCAAGCCAAACACUUUCGUCUCCUCGAAAUCUGUCGCUGGGACUCCCGAAUGGAUGGCUCCAGAAUUCCUCCGCGGCGAGCCAUCGAAUGAGAAGUGCGAUGUUUACAGCUUUGGAGUUAUUUUGUGGGAGCUGCUCACAAUGAAGCAACCAUGGAGUGGUCUCAGCCCAGCACAGGUUGUUGGAGCAGUAGCAUUUCAGAAUAGAAGGCUCACACUACCGCAAGGUGCUUCCCCGGAUUUGGCUGCUCUGGUUGAAUCUUGCUGGGCUGAUGAUCCGAAACAGCGCCCAUCCUUCUCGAGCAUCGUUGAUACGCUGAAGAAGUUAUUGAAAUCGUUGACACCGACCGAGCAUCGUUGAUACGCUGAAGAAGUUAUUGAAAUCGUUGACACCGACGGGCAGUUCGACGGGGAGUUUGUGAAGAUGAUGGCAAGUUAUUGAAAGCGUCCGACUCCCCGGCAGGGAGUUCGUGAAGAUGAGCUCCGUUGGCGGGUUUAGUUUGUUUAUCCUAUGUCAUAUCUAUAGGUAGUUUUGUUGGCUUGUUCUGAUUUAUUAUUACUUGCUACCAAUAAGGUGGAUUAUAUGUAUGUAAUCUCCAUCGAGGUAAUAUUCCUACAAGUUUGAUGAACUUGUUAAUGAGAUAAUCACCAGUGUUAGGAGUAGCAUUUGCGCGACA